CUUAGCCAUGUGGCUCUACCUGCUCGCCCUGUUGGGGCUUUACUUCCUUCGCCGAUGGUACCGGGAGAGACAGACUGUGGAGUACCUGACAGAGAAACAUGUCUUCAUCACUGGCUGUGACUCUGGCUUUGGGAGAGCGCUUGCCAGGCAGCUGGAUGCCCGGGGUAUGCGGGUGCUGGCCGCCUGUCUCACCCAGAAGGGGGCAGAGGAGCUUCAGAAGGCCACCUCGGGGCGACUCAAAACCACCAUUUUGGAUGUCACCAGCACAGAGAGUGUUGCCGCAGCAACAGAGUGGGUGAAAGGAUGUGUUGGAAGCAAAGGUCUUUGGGGAUUGGUCAACAAUGCUGGUGUAAUAAAUGGUCCAAUUCCCAAUGCAUGGCUGACCAAGGAGGACUUUGCAAAUGUGAUAAAUAUCAACCUCUUGGGGAUGAUCGAUGUAACACUGCACAUGCUGCCCCUGGUGAGAAGAGCCAGAGGGAGGGUGGUCAACAUGGCCAGUAUGGCAGGAAGAGUGGCUGUCUACGGAGGAGGUUAUUCCCUAUCUAAGUAUGGUGUGGAGGCCUUCUCUGACACCCUGAGACGUGACCUCAUUCCCUUUGGAGUCCAAGUCAGCAUUAUUGAGCCUGGUGGCUUUGCUACACCCCUAGUCAAUACAUCUAGUGAGAGUCUCAAAGCUGCAUGGAGCCGGGCACCUCCUGAUGCCAGAGAAGCCUAUGGACAGCUGUACUUCGAAGAAAUUUACAGAUUACUCCAGAAACUCCAUCCACUAUGCUCCACCAACCUCUGCCUUGUGACUGACCAAAUAGAGCAUGCCCUGACUUCCUGCCACCCUCGCACUCGUUACUCUGCAGGCUGGGAUGCAAAGCUUUUCUACCUCCCCGUCUCUUACCUGCCAAGCUUUCUGGUAGACUAUAUGUGGAGCCAUAUUUUCCCAAGGCCAGCACAGGCAGUGUAGACCAUUCCUCUGAAACAGCACCACGAUUGUCCAAAGAAGCCAACAAUCUACAUGGAUGCAGAAAAACCUCCCAUUGCAGUUUGUCAUGCUUUUAUGAAAUGUGGACUUAAGGUCAUCAAGCACCUCUAAGGAAAGCUGGAUUAUUUUUCCUUGAAUCAGCCCUAUUGGAUCACAGUUUCAGCUUCUGUUUUGUAAUGACUUCCCUGGGCAAGACCCAUUGGACUCAAUAAGAGGGAUUCCUAGGUAAUAAUGUACAGAUUUAUACUGGCAGUCAAACUUCUGCCCUUUUUGCCACUUAUGUGCUGCAGGAGGGAUUCAACGGAUCAGGAACUGAAGGAGGUACUGUCAGAUCCUGAUAAGGAUGCCUUACUCUCAGGAAUCCUACAAAAAUUUAUGAAGCUCUCAGGCAAAUUACAGAAGCCUAUGAUUCAUCAUAGCUGACAUUAUCCCAGUAAAGGAUUUGGUGUUUGGGAGAGAGAG
Pogona vitticeps (central bearded dragon) is the source of this 1435-nucleotide messenger RNA. NCBI's taxonomy places the organism in Eukaryota, Metazoa, Chordata, Lepidosauria, Squamata, Agamidae. The record is from RefSeq and is a predicted model, not a curated record.